AUGAAAAUUGAUCUGAACAUGGGCAAUAAGAAGCCGGAGGUACCAACUGAGGAGGUGCCACCAGUUGUUCCGGAGAAGGAAUGUCCCAAGAAUGAGGAGGCGGUGGUUAAGGAUUUUGCCGAAUUCUGCCGCGCUCGCAAUGAUGAGGAAGCGGAUACGGGGCUGAUCGACUGGCGUAUGAUCGCUAAAGUCAGCCAUGCACAGUUUUUGAUGGCCAUGAUCUGCUCGACCUGUCUAUUGGUUUCGCUCUCACACACCGGGUUCAGCUUUUUGCGCUUUACCUCGUCGGCUUGGGCUACGUACAUUCUGUGCACCGCUUACGUUGGGCUACGGGCGGCUCGUCUACGUCACUACGCCCACCUGGUUGCCUACACCGGAAUGGUCAGCUUCCAGACAGUUAUCUACAUGUCUUCCCUAUGCUGGCUCGUCUAUUCCCUCUAUGCCAUCGACUACCAGUACACCUAUGCCGGCUACAAUCACACCCAGAACCUGACCCUCCUCCUGGCCGUUCUUGAAGUCUCCACCCUAAUGGGGACCGUAUUCACGGGUGUAUUCGGAAUGAUGACCUGCUGCCGUGGGCUCGGCCGUAUGAUGGAGGAAAUGGACCGUGUGAUCAUGGGAAAUCGCCUAGCCCAAGCCCCGCAGAUCACGAUCCGCCCGAUUGUU
Mesorhabditis spiculigera is the source of this 666-nucleotide messenger RNA. The record is from the annotation of a GenBank genome assembly. NCBI's taxonomy places the organism in Eukaryota, Metazoa, Nematoda, Chromadorea, Rhabditida, Rhabditidae.